AAUAGGGAAUACGCCUUUCCGUUAGUUGGACCAAUGGGAUGCGGUCAGGUUAAUUUGAACGCUGAAAAGCGGGCAAGCAAACAUUCGAGAGGGAAACAAAGACAGAGCAAGCGUCGAUCUGCUGUCCGGCGUGAAAACAGGAAAAGUGUGUUUUAUUGGCAUCUAAAUACUUUGUCAUCUGUCUAAGACUUCCGCCAUGUCUCACAAGCAAAUCUACUACUCUGACAAAUAUGACGAUGACAAAUAUGAGUACAGACAUGUUGCGCUACCCAAAGACAUUGCAAAGCGUGUACCGAAGACCCAUCUAAUGUCGGAGACCGAAUGGAGGAACCUUGGGGUCCAGCAAAGCCAAGGAUGGGUCCAUUACAUGAUCCAUCAGCCAGAGCCACACAUCUUAUUAUUCCGACGUCCUCUGCCAAACCCCAAAGCAUAAGGGAGUUUCUCUGGGGCCCACACUUAGUCCCUAUGUGCCGCCCAACUCUUCAGUGUGGGAGGUGCUGUGGGCUGACCGUGCUGGACCUGGAGAUGGACUAUCACACUUAUGAACAGUGGUCGUGGAAUGGCGCGUGUUUUUGAAGGAAAAGAUGAUCGACCUUCUCUUGACAAAAGGACUUCAGCGUGUGUUAACGACACCCCGUUUGCAUGAAACAUUGAAACCUUUUGACUCAACCCUCCUGUCCAACUUGCUGAACCUGCUUGGAUAUUCCAGCUUUUUAGACCAAUUGCUUUAAGAUGUGGGGAGCGAAACGUACUAGAGAACAAAGCCAGAAAAAAUAGUUGGAUCCUGAUCAUAGUUUGAGUCUGAAACGUAUAUAUGCGGUUUUAAGUGACAUGCUGCUGCUUGGUUUAAAUGACACUUGACUUGCAUUUAACGAUAUUGUCAUGUGCAUGAAAAUCCGCACCAACUAGUCUCGAUCCUUUCUGAUAAAAGCAUACUAGUUUUGGCCUCCUUUAGAGCAAAUUGUUUCGAUUGGUCUGAUUGUACCUGUGAGCUGCUCGGUAUUUAUAAAACAUUGCCCUAUCUGAAAUAAAUGUAAACUUUUAAAUCUGAGUGUUGCCAUGUAUUUUGAUAAUUUAGUUUACAGUCAGUUACGUGGCCGAUGGUUUCAGGGCAAUGUUAGAAAGGUUAAACGGUGGACUUACAGUAGGCGUUUUACAUCAUUAAGCUGUACCAAAACAAAGCUUAGGAGCAGUGUCCCGAUUCUAAUCCCACUUGUAAGAAUCCCUCUAUUUGAUGGAAACGGCAUACAUUUCCACAAAUCCUGUGCCCACAAAUUGUAUAUGCAUGAGCCGUGAAUCCAGACCUGGUGAUCAGGGUGUGACACGGAGCAUCACAGAAAAGGAGCUGCUCGAUUUGCAUAAAAGGAAAUCCAUGUCUUCACAAUAGCCUUUGAGGAUCAGUGAGGGAGGCCUCCUACAAGACUGGAAUUCCAGCUGUCUACUGCAUGGUCAAUUUUUUUUUAAUAAUGUAAAGAACCAACACUUUUAACCAACUGACCUACCUGUGUCCACCCCCAUAAACUUAAAAAUGAUCACCCUCAUUCUGUUAGUGGGGCCAUGAAAGCUGGUUUAACUGAAAAAUGAUCUGCAUUUGCAUAGCUUUUUUUAUUUUUGACAAUCUGACUAGUGUAUUUUCCUGGUAUUUACUUCAUGGCGACCAGAAACGUCUGUUAAAUCUUCAUGUUUGCUGAUGUAAUGAUGCUGUUUGAAGAUGUCGUGACUGGUGGCACUUAGCUGGUGUGGUGGCGCUGACCUCUGUAUCACACCUGCACUCUUACUGUUUCUCUUAAUUGUGUAGAAAAUGUCUAGGUUGCAUAUAAUUUGUAACACGGUUUCUCAUCAACCAGCACAAUGAUGCGAUGUUGAAAGUGAGACUCAGGCCACAGAGCCAGUAGCUGUAUGAAACUUUGCUGAUGAUUGCUCGAACAAAUAGGAAUUGAUAACUUCAAACUGGCUCCUUCUGUAUGAUAUUGACUACAGGACUCUACACUUGUUGCAUAGAACUGAAAGAUGUUAAUGCUAUGGUAAGGAAUUAAGCCACAGAAAGAAGCUAUUUGAUCAUUGUUGUGCUUUGCCUACCAUAUUCAUUAUGGGUGAUAUGUCACAUUAAAGCCAAGAUCUGAUGAAUCGUGCUUUACCACAUUUCUCUCUUAAGAUUUAGAUGUUUUUAUUUGCUCAAAAUGAAGGUUUUUGCCUAAAUCAAGUUUAAGUGUAUUCAGAAUUUUCAGGACACCCAUGACUGAAGACUCAGGCCAAAUUGAAAUGAUGGAAAAAAAAAAUGGAAAUAUAUAUUUAUAAAAAACAGUAGAAAUGGUUUAAAAUAAAUUACUAUAAUGCAGAGGUAAACACCUGUCUAUACUACACAU
Menidia menidia (Atlantic silverside) is the source of this 2366-nucleotide messenger RNA. Lineage: Eukaryota; Metazoa; Chordata; Actinopteri; Atheriniformes; Atherinopsidae. The record is from the annotation of a GenBank genome assembly.